This is a messenger RNA of Acanthopagrus latus (yellowfin seabream), 2927 nucleotides long. It is a transcript of the gene fbxl6, whose product is annotated as F-box and leucine-rich repeat protein 6. Gene Ontology annotation, molecular function: protein binding. Gene Ontology annotation, cellular component: SCF ubiquitin ligase complex. Bases 201 to 1925 code for a protein of 574 amino acids. The transcript has 10 exons. NCBI's taxonomy places the organism in Eukaryota, Metazoa, Chordata, Actinopteri, Spariformes, Sparidae. Gene Ontology annotation, biological process: SCF-dependent proteasomal ubiquitin-dependent protein catabolic process. The record is from RefSeq and is a predicted model, not a curated record.
GGUAAUGUAAAGUUUCAACAUUAAGUACAAAAUAGUAAUUUUUCGCCGUAAGACAGUGUUUCUGUCGAUAGUAUUUGUUGUUGACGUAGCAACGGCGCGACGCGACUGUUAUGUUGCAUAACAUGGCGGCGUGUUAACGAAUGCAACCAUCUGUUGUUCUUGGAAUGAAGCUCAUAAUAAAGACAAGUUAGCAGUACACGAUGGAUUCCUCUGAAGCAGGGGCUUUAGCCUACAGUGAGAGAAAAGAAGACAUUGCACCAAGCACAUCAAAUACAUUAGGUCCAGAAGAAGAUGAACCAAAGCCAAAGAAGGUGUCUCGGAAGAGGACAGCUGUUAAUCCUCCCAAUGCAAAAGCCAAGAAGCCCAAAAAGGCCAGAGUCUCCCGGCCUGCCCAGCUUGGUUACACUGUCCAUCAAGGGGAAGACAUGCUACUCGUCAUAUCGAGUACUACUUCUCAGUAUGGAGAGUCAGCCUGGACUCCCCCAAAGAAGAAGGGGAGCAAAAAGAAGAAGAAGCUAACUAAAGGAAAAGUGAAAGCUGUCCAGACUAAGAAGAAAAAGAAACCCAUUGCCAAGCCUAAACUGGCAAAUAAUCCAGUUGCUGAGGAAAAAAGGGACACCAAUUUAGUCAUGGCACAGACGGUAACAGACCAUAGAUGGGGUCAAAGUCUUCCAGAGGAGGUGCUAAUCAAUAUUUUUCAAAUGGUGGUCAUCCAGGAUGGUGCUGUACCGUUUCUAUGCAGAGUUGGCAGAGUCUGUCGUCUGUGGAACGCUGCUGCCUCCAGUCCGGUCCUGUGGCGUAAGGUGACUGUAGGUCACUGCUGGAUUGCGCCAGGAAAAACCCAGCUACCUAAAACUGAGAAGAGGAUUAAAGACACUUUUGAUUGGCUAGCACAGAACAGAUUCUCUCAGCUGCGAGACUUCUCCCUCUAUCACUGGACGAAGAAUGCUAGCUAUGCAGUCGAGGUUGUGGCACAGUUCUGCCCUCACCUUCGCUCCCUCACACUCUCCCACUGUACAGGCCUGACAGCAACAGCCUUCCAGUGCCUUGGUCUGCACAGCCGGGCUCUGCAAAGUAUAAAUCUCCAGUAUUCAGAGUUUCAGGUUGAGGGACCCCUGGAGUACCUCGAAAAUCAUGGGAGCCAAAUCAAGCAGUUUUUGUUCACUCACGGUCUAAAGAAUGACAGAUUUCUGACUGCCAUCACUAGGGGAUACUGUCCUGAUUUGGAGCUGUUAGAGGUCAACACAAAGCUCAACAGUAAAGACUGCGAACUUCCUGUUUGCAUCCAGGCUCUACAGACAGCAUGCCCUAAACUCAAGACCUUCAGGAUGCUGAAUGUCCGACCUCUGCAUAAGACAAUGCGUAAUGCCGGUGAUUCAGCAUUAGGUUUCCCAUUACUGGAGGAGCUUUGUAUCGCUACCACGUCUUGUUCCUACAUGACCGACAAAGAUUUGUGGGAAAUUCUCUUUGGGUCCACAAGGCUGCGGGUGCUGGACCUGCGAGGCUGUUCGCGAAUCACACCAUCUGGUCUUGCAACACUACCCUGUCCUGAGCUUGAGUGUCUGUUCUGGGGACAGUAUUUCAGCAGCAAUGUUGGGCUGUCAUCUCCUAAGGCGGGGAUCCACAUGGUGACCCAGAAAUGGUGUCAGUCACUGCAACAGCUCGACCUUGCAAAUCAGCUCUUCAGUAAGGAGGACUUGGAGAUCGCUAUGAGUCACCUCGCUCAGGCAACCGAGGCAGAUACCCUGCGUUCACUCAACCUGAGUGGGACCAGGAUCACACCACCUGCCCUCAGGUCUAUCAUCGGCCAAAUGACUGCUCUUAGCUACCUCAAUCUUUCAUCCUGCCGCUAUCUUCCAAGAGGCUUGAAGAGAAUUUAUCGGGGCCAAGAAGACAUUCGACAACUGCUGGACAAAUUGGAGUAGUUCACAUAUUCAUUUGACUCCAGGAAUCAUAAACUGAAGGCAAAAAACAGACGUCUUAAAAUGUCCCUCUUUACAACUAUUCAGAACUGAAGAAGCCAGUCAGUCCUUCCAGAAAAAUGCGGAGUUUUUUUGUGAUUGUUGCGGGCAGUAAUCGUUGAUUAUUUUUCUGGAGGGCCUGGCCAGUCCAGUUGCCUACCAUAUAGCACUGAGAACUCUUUGUGAAUAAUGCUGUUUAAGUAAUUUGGAUAUUUUGUCCUCUGGUGCUUUUGUAAAUAUGGUUUUGUAUAUACACUGAUCAUACAAGAUACGCAGUCCGUGCAAAGAGUUACUUUAUUAUUCAUAAAGAGCAAAAACCAAUGGUUUGUAGUACAAUGAGAAAACCUGUUGGUGCUGUUAAUGUCAGUAAAAGCACUGUCCAUAUGAAGGGUUCAUUUCCAAAAACACUUAUCUCUAUUUUGUUUAAUUUGUCUCAAUCCUGUUUUUUUAUUUUAUUUGAGCACACCAUAUCACCAUCAAGUUGUUGUAAGUUUGUUUCAACAUCCCAGAUAUUUUGUUUAUUGUGAAGUCAAAGUGGUGUUUGUCUAUUCAUUUUAGGAAUGUUUUCAUCUGUUUUUGGAAAUGAACUCUUCACAAACACCAGCAUUUCUUGAAUGCAAUUUUAAAAAAAAAAAUAUUUUUCUUUUUUUUUUUUUUUUUUACAUCAAGUUACAAUAAUUCCAGACUAACUAAAUGUUCAAGAUGUCACUAUAAAGUUGGUAAUAUAGUUUGUUUCCACUAGAGAGUGCUGUACCAACAAGCUUAAUGUACAGAAUGACCAAAUGGAGCCUGACUUGCUGUGCUCUUGUUUGAAACUACAAACUGUCUUUUUUUUGCCCGUUGGACUGGAAGUAUUAUAGGUGUGUCAAGAGCUCUAGUUUUUCUGCAACCAAUGCGAGGACUAUUCAGCCUUGAAAUUCAUGUACAGUAUGUCUUGUGCUGACUUAAUUAAAAUGUAUCAAGAUC